CUGGGUGGCGUGCUGGUUCAACCAGGUUUGGUGACGCAACCAUCGGCAGAGGAGAGGAAGAGAGGCCGAGAGGACGGCAGAUACCGCACCUUCAACCAAGGUAAAGCAUGGCAAUGACUGGCCCAAGCUCGUGCUCCUCCAUGAGUAACCACACCAAGGAGCGGGUCACUAUGGCCAAAGUGACCCUGGAGAACUUCUACAGCAACCUCAUUGCCCAGCACGAGGAGAGAGAGAUGAGGCAGCAGAAGCUGGAGAAAGUGAUGGAUCAGGAGGGCUUGGCAGAUGAAGAGAAACGUAUCCGGCGUUCUCAGCAUGCAAGGAAAGAGACUGAGUUCUUGCGUCUGAAACGGACUCGCCUGGGUCUGGAGGACUUUGAGUCCCUGAAGGUGAUUGGCCGGGGAGCUUUUGGAGAGGUUCGUCUGGUGCAGAAGAAAGACACCGGACAUGUGUAUGCCAUGAAGAUCCUUCGUAAAGCCGACAUGCUGGAGAAGGAGCAGGUUGGUCAUAUUCGAGCGGAGCGGGACAUUCUGGUGGAGGCUGACAGCCUGUGGGUGGUCAAAAUGUUCUACAGCUUCCAGGAUAAGAUGAACCUCUACUUAAUUAUGGAGUUCCUUCCUGGAGGUGACAUGAUGACUCUGCUGAUGAAGAAGGACACUUUGGCGGAGGAGGCCACUCAAUUCUACAUCGCUGAGACGGUGCUGGCAAUCGACUCCAUCCACCAGCUGGGCUUCAUCCACAGAGACAUCAAACCAGACAACCUGCUGCUGGACUCCAGGGGUCAUGUGAAACUGUCUGACUUUGGUCUGUGCACGGGGCUGAAGAGGGCUCACCGUACCGAGUUUUACAAGAACCUGAACCACAGCCUGCCCAGUGACCUCAGUAAGCAAACCUUCCAGAACAUGAACUCCAAGAGGAAAGCAGAGACGUGGAAGAGGAACAGGAGGCAGCUGGCAUUCUCCACUGUAGGAACCCCCGACUACAUCGCUCCAGAAGUCUUCAUGCAAAAUGGAUACAACAAGCUGUGCGAUUGGUGGAGCCUGGGUGUCAUCAUGUACGAGAUGCUGAUAGGUUACCCUCCGUUCUGCUCGGAGACGCCUCAGGAGACGUACAGGAAGGUGAUGAACUGGAGAGAGACGCUGACCUUUCCCCCAGAAGUGCCUAUAUCAGAGAAGGCCAAAGACCUGAUCCUGAGGUUCUGCUGUGAGGAGGAGCACCGAGUCGGUGCUGCAGGUGUGGAGGAGAUCAAGUCCAAUCCUUUCUUUGAGGGGGUGGACUAUGACCAUAUCAGAGAGCGACCAGCUGCCAUUCCUAUCGAGAUCAAGAGCAUCGACGACACCUCCAACUUCGACGAGUUCCCCGACUCCGACAUCCUCACACCAACAGUCGCCCCAGUGUCCAACCAGAGCGAGGUGGACCUGAAGAACAAAGACUGGGUCUUCAUCAACUACACAUACAAACGCUUCGAAGGCCUGACUGCUCGGGGAGCGAUACCGUCCUACAUGAAGUCUGGCAAGAGAUGAGCACCUCCACACGGGCUCUUAACCGACACCCCUCCAAACCCUGAAGAGAGUCGUCCAAGGAGAGGAGCACCAGCGUGUUCCCUGAGGAUCCUCGGUCACACAGAACUCUGAGAAUAAUAAUAAAAAGGGGGGCUCAGUUUCACCCGCUACUUCUCCCAGCAACUGCUGCCUUGAUUUCUGCAGGUGUUCACCUUUCUACUUCCUGCUCUCACGUGAGGGCCGAAGUGGAAUUAAAGUGAUUCUCUCUGCUUGCCUUUCUAUGUUCCCCACUGGAUGCACCCCAGAUACCAGCACCCUUUUACAUUCCCUAUCCCAAUCCAGCAUCUUCUCCUCUCCAACCAGGACAUUGCGCCGCUCUACUUCCUUCAUGUGGACUCACCAACUCGGACAUGGUCACUUGUGGAAGUGAAUCAGGGAUUUUGUCCAAAUGUGUGUCUUUAUGAUUGUCCUCUGAAAGUGCUACUUGUUUCUGUCCUUAACCAAAGACUGAGCUGAAUGCUAUUUCUGCUUGAUCUCGCUGUUUCCUCCCCUAAUUUUGAGUUGCAUUUUGUAUUCGCAGGUGUUGCUUGUUUUUAAAAGAGUGAUGCAUUUUGUAGACACAAGAGCCUCGUUACAUUUUGUCACAGAGACCCACUGAAGUAGUGCACCUUAUGUGCUGUUUUAUUCAGCAGAGUCUACAGCGCAUUCCGGAGUGGGUUUUGGAUUGUGUUUUUUUAAUUUUUUUUAAUUGGAAUGCACCAUUUGAGUUGUAAUGAACGUGAUGCAGACCUUUACCGUGGGGGGGAGGGGAAGAAACUAACGAAUGCAAUUGUUGUAGUCCCAGCAGCUGUUGUGAGCCGUUCGAGCCACUCUGCCUCUUUUAGCAGGAAACGUCAGUGAGCCGUGAACAACUGAACUCACCACAAGGCAGCCACAGUGUGGACUCACUUUUUAAAUAAAGACGCACCGGGCUAAGCAUCUUCCAGUGAACACCAUAUCCAACAUGCUGUCAUUUAAUAUGAAUGUAAAUUAAGUCUUACACAAUUAUUCCAAAAUGCUGUUUGUGUGAAUGUAGCCUGGACCAUUCAGUUUCUCUUUCUGUUAUUAUUUAUCUGUAUCAGAGCACAUGGCGUAGAGCCAUGGAAGUCCAUUUCCCAAGAAACAAGGGAUUUUCAGCAAAUAUUGAUAAUCCUGACAAACUUUUGAUUUGAUCAGCAUUUACUUCAUUAACUCAGAUCUCCUAAUUCUAAUGUCUGUCGUAGGGACAUUAAUCAGGAAUUAUCUGAUGUUUACAGCUUUCAAAAUGGUUUCCUUGUUUUUUACACUCGCAUAGUUUGAAUUUUUCAGAGAUCACUUUUAAAGCGACCCAUUAUUUUAUUGAUUUUUUUUUUUCUCAUGUUUUUU
This is a messenger RNA of Pungitius pungitius (ninespine stickleback), 2903 nucleotides long. RefSeq names its product serine/threonine kinase 38a (gene stk38a). The transcript is spliced from 14 exons. The record is from RefSeq and is a predicted model, not a curated record. Gene Ontology annotation, molecular function: protein serine/threonine kinase activity; ATP binding. Lineage: Eukaryota; Metazoa; Chordata; Actinopteri; Perciformes; Gasterosteidae. Gene Ontology annotation, biological process: peptidyl-serine phosphorylation; intracellular signal transduction. Bases 108 to 1520 code for a protein of 470 amino acids.